AUGCUCAUAUUUUCUACGAGAAAUCAGAUGGCUGAAGCGACGUGAAAGUAUAAUGGCGUUACCCUCAGUUGCCGCCUUGCCGACCAGCGCGAAGCCAACGACAACAUUGCCAGGCUUCGAAAACGUGACAGUUAAACAAGAAAGACCAGAUGAGGCAGAAAUCCGAGAAUUGGCAGCAAAAAUGGUGGAAGCAAAUAAGGCGAAGAUGGCUUCCAGUACAGCGCGUGCUGGUGGUCAAAUGCAACAACAGGUUGUGCAACCAGGACAGCCCGGGAUAAUGAACUACCUAACAAGGGGUUCAAAUGGUCAAACUAAACCAGGUAGUGAGAAGGACAGUAAAUCUGGGACAGGGGGAGAAUCUGACAAAAAGCCACCAUGUGAUGAAGAUAGUGUGAGAGGCAGGUUUGGUUGGGUAACCCUUGGUAAAUGUCAUAUCCCUUAUAUCUUCCGGUAUGGUGAAAAGUACUGUGCAGUGCGGAUGGUAGAAAUGAAACUCCUUAAUAAGUACCUGAGUUAUCUACAUUCAGACAUUUAUAGCUGCACCUGCAUUCGUAGUUAUUACAUUACGGAUACUGAAGCAAGACUUUUGAAUGAGGUAAAUGUGAGACACUGUGAAAGUCAAUUUGGGCGAGAUCCUUUUACAUCCAAGGACUUAGUUGUGCGUUUGCAGGAUGCAGGAGAGUUUUAUAACUUUCUGGAUGUGUGUUACAACAAACUUCUUCUUAGCUCAAGCAAUCCAAAGGACAAAUGUGGUUUUAUCCGCAUCAAUGGUGAGUCUGUGGUACCAUACACUGUGCGAGAUGGAUUUAAGUAUGUCCCACUUUUCUAUUUUGAAGGUGAGACAGAUAAUUUGAAACUUAAAGCAGAGAAGCUAGAAGGCUGGGACCUGGCAUAUUUAAAGUUUUGUUGUAAAGUGCAAGGAAUUCGCAACGAACUGUUUGCCAGUGAGACAUGUUCAGUUAUAAGUUUGAGUGAUAUUAAAAGUUACUUUCCACCAGGGACUGUGUUUGAAGAUUACUGGCCAAGCAAAGUGGUAGAUUCACAGCUUCUGCUUGCCAGCAAUAAAGGUAAUGCAGCUGUGACGAGUGCAGGAAUGUGGACUAAGCAGCCUGGUUUGCCACCAACACAGCAGCAGCAACAGCAACAGCAACAACAGCAACAACAACAACAACAACAUUCCACCAUUGCAAAUACCACUCCUCACCAUCAGGUGGCAGCUGGUAAUAAAGUAGUGACUGUUCCCUCUCAACCUGCCACACAACAACGGACAUCUACCCUUUCUUCUGCCACUAUGGCUCCUCCAGUCAAUAUGAGUGCAGCAGCUGUUCAGGCAGUGUGUAAUGGCUGGGCAGGUCUUGUUGGUGGGCAACCAGCAUUUCAGCCAGGGAUGGUUCCACAACCUGGACAAGUUAUCCGAAUGUCACAGCCACCCAUCCCAAUGCAUAAUCUUAGUCCCACCAGCAACAAUGUUGCGAGAUCUUAUAACCCAGUUCGGCCAAGGCCUGCUCCCCAGUAUUACCCACAGGUGUCCUUGUCUAUGCCCAUGGCACCAACACAGCAGAGUCAUAUGGCAGUAGCGCAACCCCCUCCACUAGUCAGGGUCACAGGGGCACCUCCUACAAUAGGGUCAUCAUGUACAUACACUUCAUCAACUGGACUGAGCAAUAUGCCAAAUGUGACUCAGAGUUCCUUGCAUCUGAUGGGCCUUAAUGAUCCUUCCCACCACCAGAUGCUUCCCCCUCCUCCUCAUUCAACCUCGCUUCUCCACUCGCAACAUUCUCCACAUUACACGCCAACUGUGGUUGGUUCACCUCAAGCACAGCAAAGGCAUACACCUCCAAACAACAGCGGUAGCAGCAACACCAGCAGUAACAACAGCGGUAAUUCCAACAAGUUCCCUCCUCCUCUCAUCCCAGUCAAUGGGACAUCCCGCUAUUCGUCUGCCGGUGGAGUCUACGGUUCAGGUGCUGAUGUGAUAGAUCUCUCUUCUCCACCACAGUCACCUCAUAGGCCAAAUAUGGGUAAUGGAAGGAACAGUAGCACUAACAACAAUGACCAGUCAUCUCCAUGUGGCCGGAAACUCAUACAAAUUGGGGAGACAUCAACUUCAGGCUCUCACAUACCAUAUCAGGUCCAGAAGGCACUAGUAGAAGGCAAAAUGGUUCCAUGUAUCAAUUCAAAACCUUUUAUAUACUCUGAGUUGCUGAUGACACUACCGGAUCUGGUGACUCAUUUCUUCCCCUCUGUACCUCUGAGCAGCUGCAGGCAGGUGCUACAGGAUGUAUUAGGCCUUGACCUCUAUCGAGGAAACAGGCAACAAAUGAACAUCCUGCGAGAUUCAGGCAAAUGUCAGAGUGUCAACGCUGUACUUCCGCUGGUGCAAGUACGAGACGUGAUGCAGUUCAUGCCACAAAUGAAGUACAUGUUCAGCCGGAUGAAUGCUGGUGGUGAGGAGAACCCUACCAAGCGCCAACGGACCAGCUAGGACAUGUUCUGGCCCGGGUCCAUGCCAGCAACAACAGCCUGGCAUGGACAUACUGGGUAUGGGUGGCCACAGCACUAUGGUUUGUAAUAGCAAUGUGAACUUCAAGCAAAUUUUAAUGCAUAACCAUAAGAUGGUUGAAUGGCUUCUUAAAAGAGUAAUUCAUCUGAAAUUUAUUCAUAUUUUAAAUGAAUUUUUUGUUUGAACUCAGUGACCAACUUCAUGUGUAAUUCCUAUAAAGCUGUUUUAAGUUAAUGAGUAAUAAAAUAACAUUUCUGAAUGAUUUUUUAUUGCUAAAUUAUGUGAUGAGUGGUGUUUACUGUGGUUGCCUUCUUCCUUAUUAAGAUGCGGAAACGUUAAUAGUUGUGCUGAGAGUCUUGUCACAGAUUUUAUCUCAGGAAGAUUAAGGAACUUGUUAGUAUUGUAGAGAAAUAAAUAUGUUUAUGAAUUACAAACUUGGAAUAUUGGUUUUUAAGUUCAUCUGAUUAUUGUUUGUCUUGGUUUGUACAGAAUGUAGAAUCAAGGCAUGUCAUUCCAUAAGAGUCUGAAGCACAUAAAUAAUCUUUAAAAAAAUAUAGUUUUGUGAAAUUUAAAUUUCACCUUUGUUGUUUGUUGCUUUAAGUUGUAAUGCCAUAUUAUGUGAUUUAUGACACUGUUACUUUAUGACCUUGCAAAUUAUUCACACAAUAUAUAUUGGACUCGAUUAUUAGUGCAUUUCUUUAUGAAUGUGCCAUGCUAUGACCAUAAAAUGUUCUUCGUUCUCAUUUUAGAAUUUUAAAGCAAGAUAAAACUGCCUUUCUGUCUCUGGCAGGACAGUAAGGUAGGCUGCAAACCGGCAUGCGUCAAGACAUGUAACAGUCAAGACACGAUGUCUGCGACAUGACGCAAAGAAAGGAGCACAGUUGAAACGAAUGAGUUUAUGAAAACUGCCGCACACCGGUCUGAGUCAUGAUGCUGACGUCAGCUUCAUGCUGCAGACGUGUGCAGGAAGACUCGGCAUGUUCCUUUUCUGUGCGUCAUGACUGAGACAUCAGUACUCAAGAAACAGGAUCAGUGUACGUUAUCGACAUGAGUGAAGAGCAAAUAAAUAUUAAAAUAGUGCAGACGGUUGAGAAAUUCCUGGUAAUAUACGAUUAUUCGUCCCCGGGCCACUCAAACAAGGAGGAGGUUGAUAAAGCUUGGCAUGCAGUUUCAAAAGAAGUAAACAUAGAUGGUAAGUGCACUGAUUAAUUUUAUUUUAAUGAGCUAAUGACUGAAUUAACUAUUAUACACAUUGAGCACAAGCUCGUUUUGUACAAGUCCGCUCUCACUCACACAUAAAACUGGACGACGUCAUGUCAUCAACUAGAGAAGAUGUGAUAAGACGCAGACACGUGCUACUCCGGUGUGCGGACUCGAGUCUGAAUCACGAAUGAAGCAAGACUGCGUCUUUUGUCUCAUGUCUUGAUACUUGUCUUGACGCAGUUGGUGUGCGGCCGCCCUAAGAGUUCUGUAAGGCCUUUCUUCUGUUGUUGUAUUUGGUAAGAAGAAAUACAAUUCAUUUCUUUGAAGUCGUGAUCAUAUACUUGCGUAGAAGUUCAACCUCAAGCUUGCUUCCUAAAGUUAUGCACAUCCCAUGAUUGUUCAGUAGGAAGAGUCAUUUUAGGCUUGUAUAUGCAAGGAAUUCAGGUACAAAUUUAAACAUUUUUAGACUAGUCAACACUGGCACCUGCUGGACUUACAUUGUAAUUAAAUAAAUUGAAGUCUGUAAUAUUCCACCUUACACAUUUUUAUCCUCUUAGCAAAAUAUAGCUCUCUGUAAUUUAAAGUUUUAACAGGUACUGGAAUUACACAUAAUACAGUAUGUUUGUAAAAUUCAUUUAAGUUUGGACAACUUUUAGAAGAGUUACUUAUGAAUGAGCCAGUGCAUUAAAUGAUGCUAUAAGUAACGGAACUAUGAACUCAGUUUACACAUCAUAUGAAGAGUGCUAGUGUUUACCUUAUAAGUGACAAAGAAACCUUGAAUAGCGUGUGAAAGUGGCUAAAAUUAUCAUGUACGCAUAUUGGAUAGGAUGUGUGGUAGAUAAAUCUUACGUUUAUGGUGUAAAUAUUAUGAGUUUCAUCAAAACAAGUGCUUUUUUUAUUGAAUGUUUCAUUUAUUUAUUUUCCAAUUACAUCCUACUCUGCUGACAUACAAUUGUAGGAGCUAUUACUUAUUAAAUAAGCUGUCAUUUAUUGUGCUAAACUGUUCACAUUUUUAUCCUUCAUUGCCUACAUUUAAUUUAUUUUAUGGCAUUUAAUCGUGAAACGAAACUAAAUAUGCUGCCUGAUUAUUCUUGAUGGAAAGUCUUUAAAUUUGAGAAAAGGUGGUAAGAGGUGAACAAUGGUUGCAUUAUUGUUAUGUGCAAACAGUACAAUUUUGGUUACUAAAAAAUGAUUUAUUGAAGUGUAUAUUUUGAAUCCAUUUUAAUACAGGUCAUUAGGUUAGUUUAAAUGCAUUGCCUUUGUGUUUUAUUGUAUAUAAAAGUGCUCUUCCCCUAUGUCAUCAAAAUUAAGUGCAUAUAGUCUGGCUUUAUUAAAGAUCCCUUAUGGCAAUCCAAGACACUGCCAAUCUCCACCAAGAUGCCAAUUUAUGUGCAGAAGCCCACACACAGUGUGACUGUUGAUGUAAAGUAAUUUAUACACAAAUAUAUGAAACUUGUGUUGACAUAUGUUCUGUUAUAUGCGCAACA
This is a messenger RNA of Zootermopsis nevadensis, 5193 nucleotides long. Lineage: Eukaryota; Metazoa; Arthropoda; Insecta; Blattodea; Termopsidae. The record is from RefSeq and is a predicted model, not a curated record.